AUGGCUGCCGUUAAAGGACCCGUCGUGGCGACGACGCCUCUUCCCCUGUCGCAUGGAAAUGCCCAUGUGUAUAGUCCUCCGGCCUCUGAGCAUAGUCCGACGGAGACGACGGCGACGAAACCAACGCCCGAGAGCCGACCGGCCUUUGAGAUCGAGGAGCAUCCCAUUGACCAAGUGCGACCGAUCAAAGUCGGCGUAAUUGGUGCGGGUCUGGCUGGUGUCAAUGCCGGGAUUCUGCUUCCUGCCAAGUUGCCUGGGCUGGACUUGAGGAUAUACGAUAAGAAUGCAGAUGUGGGCGGCACCUGGUUCGAGAACACCUACCCCGGGGUUCGAUGCGACAUUCCAGCCCACGUCUAUCAGUCUGGCUUCUCGCCCAACACGCAGUGGACGGAGGAGUUCGCUCAGGGCGCGGAGAUCCGCAACUACUGGCAGAGCGUGGCGCGCAAGUACGAUGUCUACAAAUAUCUGCGCUUUCAGCAACAAGUCGAGAAGGCCGAGUGGAUUCCCCAGCUGGGCAAAUGGCGUGUUACCCUGCAGGAUCUGAAGGAGAACAAGACCUACGUAGAGGAGCUGGACGUGGUCAUCAACGCGAUCGGCCACUUUAAUGCCUGGCAACUGCCCAACUACGAAGGCAUCGGCCAGUUCCAAGGACCCCUGUUCCAUUCCUCCCAUUGGCAACACGACGUCGAGUUGACCGGCAAGCGCAUUGCCCUCAUUGGCAACGGUGCCUCCGGUCUACAGGUCCUGCCAUCGAUCCAGCCCAUCGCCGAGCAUGUCGACCAUUACGCACGCAACCGCACCUGGGUGGCCGACUCUUUCGGCACCACUGGCGUGCGCCGUCUGGAACCCAAUCUGUUCACCCCCGAGCAGCUGGAGUCCUUCAAGGACCCGGAGAAAUACAUCGAAUACCGCAAGUCGAUCGAGCAGGGGUACUUCUCCCGCUUUGGGGCCGUGUUCAAGAACUCGGAGGAGAACCAGGAGCUUCGCGACAAGUGGACGCAGUUGAUGCUGGGACGCAUUGGCGACAAGCCCGAGCUGGGAGAUAAGCUUAUUCCAGAAUUCCCACCGAACUGUCGCCGUGCCACGCCGGGUCCGGGCUAUCUUGAGGCCUUGACCAAGCCCAAUGUGAGCUACAUCCAAACACCCAUCCAGAAGUUCACUCCCACGGGAAUCGUGACUGCCGACGGCGAAGAGCGACCGGUGGACGUGGUGAUCUGUGCUACCGGCGCCAAUGUUGACCACGCGCCUCCCUUCUCUGUGAUUGCCGAUGGCAUCGACCUUAAGACGGCGUGGAAGCACGACGGCCUCUGGGGGUUCCCUUACAACUACCUCGGCGUCGCCACUCCCGGCUUCCCCAAUCUGCUCUGGAUCGGAGGUCCUCAUUCCACAGGCCACGGUGGUAGCGUGCCCAACAGCCUGGAGAACCAGAUUACCUACAUCGCGAAGAUCGUGCGCAAGAUCCGCAGCCAGGGAAUCAAGGCCCUGGCACCCUCGAAAGCGGCGGCCGACGACUUCGUGGAAUACUGCGACACCUUCUAUCCGCGCACCGUGUGGACUGGCAACGAUGACUCGACUCCUGGCCAGAAGAACUGCCGGUCGUGGUAUAAUGGUGGACGUCCCGGAGGCCGAAUUCACGGAUUGUUCCCUGGUAGCGCCGCUAGUUUGAACUACUUGCGCCGAGACCCGCGCUGGGAGGACUGGGAGUACGAGUACACCAACCCCAGCGGUAACCGAUUUGCGUACUUUGGAAAUGGAUGGCGCACGCGAGAGAAGACGAAGGAUGCGGACUUGACGCCGCACGUUGUCCGACCGGAGACCGUUGAUUUGAGAUCCUACAUGGAGGGCUGGUGGGAUGUGUAG
Molecule: messenger RNA, 1860 nt
Organism: Aspergillus steynii IBT 23096
Lineage: Eukaryota; Fungi; Ascomycota; Eurotiomycetes; Eurotiales; Aspergillaceae
Product: flavin-containing monooxygenase
Exons: 3
Coding region: 1-1860 (619 amino acids)
Molecular function (GO): flavin adenine dinucleotide binding; NADP binding; N,N-dimethylaniline monooxygenase activity
Source: RefSeq, a predicted model, not a curated record